Molecule: messenger RNA, 4518 nt
Organism: Schizosaccharomyces japonicus yFS275
Lineage: Eukaryota; Fungi; Ascomycota; Schizosaccharomycetes; Schizosaccharomycetales; Schizosaccharomycetaceae
Product: myosin type-2 heavy chain 1
Exons: 2
Coding region: 1-4518 (1505 amino acids)
Biological process (GO): mitotic cytokinesis; mitotic actomyosin contractile ring contraction; mitotic actomyosin contractile ring assembly
Cellular component (GO): myosin complex; cytosol; medial cortex
Molecular function (GO): microfilament motor activity; ATP binding; cytoskeletal motor activity
Source: RefSeq, a predicted model, not a curated record
AUGAGUACUGCAUCGUUAGAGGUAUUAGGGAUCAAUUCGUCAAAAAAUGACAUGAAAGAACAAGAUGACAAACGCUGGGUUUGGAUCCCAGAUCCUGAAAACGCUUUCGUUAAAGCUUGCGUUAUAGAAGAACUAAAAGAUCACCAGUUACGUGUGCGAUACAAUAAUUUUCGAGAUGAGAAGAUUGUUUUGGAGGCAGAAACCCUGCCGGUCAAUCCGUCCAAUUUUGACAGUGUUGAUGACAUGGCAGAGCUUACACAUCUCAAUGAGCCGUCUAUUGCGUACAAUUUGGAGCAACGGUAUAUGUCAGACCUCAUUUAUACAUAUUCUGGUCUUUUCUUAGUUGCCAUUAAUCCGUAUAAUCUUCUUCCUAUAUACAACAAAGAUAUUAUUCAAUUAUACAAAGACAAAACCUAUGGAAGAAAAUACCCGCAUAUUUUCUCGGUUGCCGACCUUGCUUAUAAUAACUUGCUAGAAAAGAAGGAACAUCAAAGUAUUCUGGUCACUGGUGAAUCUGGUGCUGGUAAAACUGAAAACACGAAACGAAUCAUUCAGUAUCUUGCCUCUGUUGCCAACAGUUCGCAGUACACGGAAGGUCAGAUCGAAGAGCAGAUCCUUCAAACAAACCCCAUUCUCGAGUCCUUUGGUAAUGCACAAACAGUGAGAAAUAACAACUCUUCUCGGUUUGGUAAAUUUAUCAGAAUCGAGUUUUCUGCUAGUGGAGAAAUCUCAAAUGCCACAAUCGAUUGGUAUUUGCUUGAAAAGUCCAGAGUCGUUCGUCAAAGCCCGGAGGAACGAAGUUACCAUGUAUUUUACCAGCUGAUUAAAGGUGCAGAUGAGGCGCUACGCAACAAGCUACUUUUAAGUAAGACCACCGACGAAUACAAUUACUUAAAAGAAUCAUCGAACACCAUUGAUGGGGUCGAUGAUGCGGCAGAAUUCGAGAAGCUGUUAGCCUCGAUGAAAACAUUAAACUUCACGGAGCAGGAGAUGAUUGCUUCAUUCAAAAUUCUCUCUAUUGUUCUGCUCUUGGGAAACAUUACCGUUGUCGCUGAUCGCAAUGGUGCUGCUCGCUUGCCUAAUCCAGACGAAAUUGACAAAAUUUGUCAUUUAAUGGGGAUGAAACCUGAGGAGUUUUCGCAAAACCUUAUUCGGCCUAAAAUUCGUGCAGGACGCGAAUGGGUAUUUUCAGCAAGAAGUCAAGUUCAAGUGGCAUCCUCUCUUGAAGCUUUAGCCAAAACGAUCUAUGAGCGAAAUUUUGGGUGGCUCGUUGAUCGCAUUAAUCAGUCUUUGAAGAAUUCGGGUACAACUUCUCGUCAUUUUAUUGGUAUUUUGGAUAUUGCAGGUUUUGAAAUUUUUAAGCAUAAUAGUUUUGAACAACUUUGCAUUAACUACACAAAUGAACGGUUGCAACAAUUCUUUAACCAUCACAUGUUUGUCUUGGAACAGGAAGAGUACAUGCGAGAGAGUAUCAAAUGGGAAUUUCAAGAUUUUGGUCACGAUUUGCAACCUACAAUUGAUUUGAUCGAAAAGAGCAAGCCCAUUGGUAUCUUGUCCUGCUUGGAUGAGGAAUGUGUUAUGCCGAAAGCUACGGACACCACUUUUACAGAGAAACUGAAUGCUCUCUGGAAUGGCAAGUCGACAAAGUACAAACCGUCAAAGUUUGGUUGUGAUGGCUUUACUCUUACACAUUACGCCGCCGAUGUUGAAUACAAAACUGAAGGCUGGUUGGAGAAAAACAGCGACCCUUUAAAUGAGAACGUUGCGAACUUAAUCGCGAAUUCCUCAAACAAGCAUCUGGCAAGCCUGUUCGCCGAUUAUAAGGACCCCGUUGGAUCAGUCACUCGGACGAGCAAGAAAAAGGGUGUUUUCCGUACUGUCGCUCAACGCCAUAAAGAACAGCUUAACCAGUUGAUGAAUCAGUUUGGUGUCACGAAUCCUCACUUCGUUCGAUGCAUUGUUCCGAAUCAACUGAAAAAGGCUCACGUUUUCAAUUGGCCUCUUGUACUCGAGCAACUAAGAUGUAAUGGUGUGCUUGAGGGAAUUAGAAUCACUCGUUCAGGAUUCCCUAAUAGACUCACGUUUAAUGAUUUUCGUUUACGAUAUGAAAUUAUGGUUAAUGUGUCUAAGAACAACCAAUACGUGGAAUCGCGAAAAGCCUCUUUGCUGAUACUUCAAGAACUCGAUGUUGAUUCUGAUUUGUACCGAAUUGGUAUUUCCAAAGUGUUUUUUAGAGCAGGUGUUCUAGCAAUCUUGGAGAAAAGACGUACGGAGUAUCUUCAGCGAUUGAUGACGGGCUUGCAAUCAUGUAUCAGAGGUGCUGCUCAGCGAAAACGUUACCAAAAAACAUUAAACGCAAUCACGGCAUCCAAACUUAUUGAGAAAAACUUGUACUACUAUAAAGAUCUCGCACAAUUUUCUUGGGCAAAGUUAUUUCUUACGAUUCGUCCACUAUUAAGUAGCACGCAGAAUGACGAGAAGCUGAAGAAAAAGGAUGAAGAACUAGCAAGGGUCAAUUAUGAACUGAAAAAGUCACAAGCGAGCUUUCGACAAGCUGAGGAUCAGCGAAAGGCUACAGAAGAUUCGAUCAAAAAUUUGGAGAAAGUUUUAGAAACAGAGCGAUCCAUAGCUGUGGAUAAAGAAGAAAUUCUUUAUAGAACACAGGAAAAGGUUAACGACUUGCUCGAAACUAUUUCCAAACUCGAAAGCGAUAUAUCUGAGAAGGACGAGAGAGUAAACUCCUUUUCGGAAGAAAUGGAAUUACUUGUCAAGGAACAUACACAGCUUGUGGAAGCAUCUACAAAGACAGAUAACGAGUUAUUUGAAACAAAAGAGAAAUUGGAGGCAGUGUUAGCUUCCAAUGAAGAGCUUGAUGAGAAAGUUUCAACGCUGACAGCAUCUCUUGCAAGUGCCAACUCCCAAAACGAGCAGCUUGCUCGGGAAAACAAAUCUCUUUCCGAGACUGUUGAUGAGCUUACAUCAUCCGAGAAGAACAGAGAAGAACUGGAGCGUGCUAUCAAUGAGCUUAACACAAAAUGGAAAUCUCGUGAACAAGAGCUGUUGGAUAAGGAGAAGGCUCUUGAAGAAGAACUUCAAACUUCAAAUGACAACUUUUCCAAACUUCAAGAAGAAAAGGAGCAAGCACAAAAGCAGUUUAAGGAGGCUUUACAAUCUUCAAACGACGUCUCGGCUAAGCUCCAGCAAGAGAAGGAACAAACUCAAAAGCAAUACGAGGACGCUUUGCAGAAAGCAAAUGACAAAUCAACUAGACUUCAGACGGAGAAAGACCAAGUUCAAAGCCAGCUUGAUCAGCUUCGUUCUGAUCUUAAACACUCGCGCUCUCGUUUUGACGAAAUAAGCAAAGAGGGAGGAGAGCUUCAAGCUAAGUUGAAGAGACUUGAGGAAGCUAAUGACGAUUUGGAAUCAAUGAAGAAAAUCCAACAGCUAACGAUAAGUGAUCUCGAAGAGAAGGUCUCAUUUUUGGAGGCUGACUUGAAGCAACUCGUCAACUUAAAGAAUGAGGUUGCUGAUCUGAAGUUAAAGAAUGGUGAAUUGCAAGAACAGUUGAGCGACAUGCAUGUGCUCAAGGAGAAGCUGAACCAACGUGAUAAUACGCUUCGAAGCUAUUCUGAAGAGAUAGACUCGUUGCGGUCAGAGGUUAAUACGUUGCAAGGGUACCGUGAUAAGUACAAUGCACUUUCAUCUCAAAGUACCUCUCUUAAGUCGUCAGCAGAUAAGUUGAAGGGCGAACUUGACCAAAUUAAGGUGUACGUGAAUAAAUUUCUUCACGCAGAGGAAGAACUUAAUCGUACACGUCUUCAACUGAACACUUCGAAUGAGGCAAAUUCGAUGCUCAAUGAGAAGAUUGAUCUUUUGACGAAAGAACGCGAUUCUCUCGAAGGCGAAGUCCACCAUGGUAAAGAACGGAUUAGUCUUCUUCAGGAUACCAUUCAAAGACAAAGAGGGGACUUGGCGUCUGUCGAUGAACUUAAAGAUAAAAUACGCACUUUUGAAUCUCAAAUUUCGCAAUUAAAGGGUGAGCUUAAAGAAGAGAAGAACAAGGUUUCGACGUUAACUCAAUAUUCUAAAGAAGCAGAAAUACUUCGGAGUCAGCUGAAAAAGAUGCAGAACAUCGAGGAAGAACUGAACAAGGCCAAGAGCGAGCUCAAACAGGUGCGUAGUCUGCGUUCUGAAAUUGAACUUCUCAAAGGAAAGGUCGGUUCGCAAGAAUUGCUUAGAUCAAAGAACAAAGAACUGGAACUUCGUGCUACGGAAUUGCGCAAAGAGUUGUCUUCUGUGCAAGAGCGUACGAAGCGAAAAGAGCAAGAGUUGCAAAAACUUAAAACCACGCUCGAAAAUGAAAAAAUGGAAACUAAAGAAAAUCUUCAGCGGAUGUUUACUCCGCAAAGGAAAACCAUUUUUGAUUUGCAUGAGCGAAACGCUAGUCAAGCGAUGCAGCUACUUCAUCACAAUUGGCUUCUCAAGGCACUGGUGGUUCCGUCGAACGCUCGAAUUUGA